AUGAUCUUCACUUCAUCGCAGCCUCUGCUCGUCGUAGUGGCCCUCGCUUUCGCAGCUUUGGCUACGACUGCAGACGCCGCCACGUUGCGAGGCACUGUCCAGACAAAUCACAUCGUGCGCGAGUUCUCUCUCGUAGGCCCCGAUGCCAAAGUCGUUGCCUACUCUCUCAAUGACACCAGCGCCCCUCGCUACGAGGCCAGAAUCAAGAGGGACGGCUCAUGGCAGCUCGAUCUACCUGACCCGGCGCCAUACGUUGAGCCCGCAGUGGUGCCAGCGGAAAAAGAAGAGGGAGCUGGGGAGCCAGUUGCAAGUGGUCCUCCCAAGUCGGAUGUCUACCUUCUCAAGUACAAGCUGAGAGGCCUACGCAUGGACCAGUACAGACUAGAUGUCAGACCUUCAAAGAAGCCUGGCCAGCCACCUCUGUUGUUUGCUAGGAAAUAUGAUCCAACAUAUCCUAUCUCGUCGGCUCUCUACCUGUCCGAUGUUGCUCAAUUGCCCUUGUUGGACUACCCUCUGGGUACCCACAGCUACUUCCAGUCGGUACAAGACUUCAAUGCGCUCAACUACCUCUGGAUGACCAUCAAAUCGCCCAUGAUCCUCAUGGCUCUGGGAGCAUUUGUCUUGGUCUCUCUGCUGCCGAAGAUGAUGGCUACACUCGACCCUGAGGAUGCAGCUGAGAUGAAGGAGAGUCAAAAAGCUAUGGCGGACCGCAUGGCAGCGCUCCAAUCCGGCGAUUGGAAGGCUGCCCUGGACAGUGGAGCGCCUGUUGCGGUACCUGCUGGCAAGAGCGGUGGUCCAGGCGCAACUGGUGCUCAAGCUGGCGGCGGAAGCAAGGCAAGGAAGAGGAACUGAAGAGUCUGGGAAUUGGUAGAGGCAGUAGAGGACAGUAGACGGCACGCUCCCAAACACUGGUUGUGAAUAGAGUCAGCACUGCAAGCAUACUUCCACAUUUUACUUCGGGCGUGGGGCGAGGGACAAUCGUCUGUGUAUUAUACAGGUGAUGUGACAGAGAAAAAACACU
Messenger RNA from Microstroma glucosiphilum, 1021 nucleotides. RefSeq lists its product as hypothetical. The record is from RefSeq and is a predicted model, not a curated record. Gene Ontology annotation, cellular component: EMC complex. The transcript has 3 exons. The coding region runs from base 1 to 852 and encodes 283 amino acids. Lineage: Eukaryota; Fungi; Basidiomycota; Exobasidiomycetes; Microstromatales; Microstromataceae.